AGAGCUGGAAACGGAAGUGUCGGUUUGUCGGUCUCGGAGGCUGGCUGUGGAAGACUGCGAGGCUUUAACACGAUUGUUAAUCUCGGUGUGGGGCACCUGGCUUUGGGAGGAACAUGAACUUGGGAGUAAAUGUAUCUACUCCUGAGUUUUGAAAUUUUAGGAAAGGAAGAUGGAUCAGCCUACUGGAAGGAGUUUUAUGCAAGUGUUAUGUGAAAAAUAUAGUCCUGAAAACUUUCCUUACCGCCGUGGUCCUGGGAUGGGAGUCCACGUCCCAGCUACACCUCAGGGCUCUCCUAUGAAAGAUCGCCUCAACCUCCCGAGCGUCCUGGUGCUGAACAGCUGCGGGAUCACCUGUGCGGGGGAGGAGACCGAAAUCGCUGCCUUUUGUGCUCACGUGUCAGAACUGGAUCUUUCUGACAACAAACUGGAAGACUGGCAGGAGGUCAGUAAAAUUGUGUCAAAUGUUCCCCAGUUGGAGUUUCUAAACCUGAGUUCCAACCCUCUGAAUUUGUCAGUUUUAGAAAGAACAAGUGCUGGGUCCUUCUCUGGGGUUCGAAAACUUGUCCUCAAUAACAGCAAAGCCUCCUGGGAGACAGUGCACACGAUCCUGCAGGAGCUGCCAGAUUUGGAGGAGCUCUUCCUGUGCCUUAAUGACUAUGAAACAGUGUCUUGUCCUUCUAUUUGCUGUCAUUCUUUGAAGCUCCUACAUAUAACAGACAAUAAUCUCCAAGACUGGACUGAAAUACGAAAGUUAGGAGCAAUGUUUCCUUCGCUGGAUACCCUGGUCCUGGCCAACAACCACCUGAAUGCUAUUGAGGAGCCUGAUGACUCACUGGCCAGGUUGUUUCCUAACCUGCGAUCUAUCAGCCUCCACAAGUCAGGUUUGCAGUCCUGGGAAGACAUUGACAAACUAAAUUCAUUCCCUAAACUUGAAGAAGUGAGAUUGUUAGGCAUUCCUCUUCUGCAGCCAUACAGCACCGAGGAGCGCAGGAAGUUGGUCAUAGCCAGAUUGCCAUCAGUUUCCAAACUUAACGGCAGUGUUGUUACUGACGACGAGCGUGAAGACUCGGAGCGGUUUUUCAUCCGUUACUAUGUCGCCGUUCCGCAGGAAGAAGUGCCGUUCAGGUAUCACGAACUGAUCACAAAAUACGGGAAGUUGGAGCCUUUGGCAGAAGUGGAUCUAAGACCCCAGAGCAGUGCGAAAGUACAAGUCCACUUUAAUGAUCAGGUGGAAGAAAUGAGCAUUCGUCUGGACCAGACAGUGGCAGAACUGAAGAAACAGUUAAAAAGCCUCGUGCAGCUGCCCCCGAGCAGCAUGCUGCUCUACCACUUUGACCACGAGGCGCCCUUCGGCCCCGAGGAGAUGAAGUACAGCUCCCGGGCCCUGCACUCCUUCGGCAUCAGGGAUGGAGACAAGAUCUAUGUGGAAUCCAAAACCAAGUGACCUCUAGACCGACUGCACACACCCAGGACUUCCGCAGGGCACUGUUUCCGGGUUAUCUUUAGGAGGGAGCAGGUGGGUUUGCUUUGGGUUUGCUUUGCUUUGUUUAGGGGUGGAGGUGUAAACUCCCCUCCCCACGCCUCACCCCCCAUCCCUGGAAUGGGUGGGGGCUGUUUGAGGUAUUUUUUACCGGGAUUUCUUUAGCCCUGCCGGCAGAAUUGACCCCAUCUCCAGCCCGUGUGCCCUCCCUCCCGAAAGGAUGACUGGGAAACCCCGUCUUCCUGUGUGCACCGGGCUGCCUGCUGCAUCAGACCCAUGAGGAUGAGGGCAGCAUGGGCAGUGCCUCCCUACGUGGGGCUGGAGCAGUCAGGGUCCUUGUGGGAAGGGCCAGCUCCUGCACUCAGUGGUGAGAGAGGGGACUAGAAUCGGAGGAGCUCUGGUUCCAGGUCUCUCCUGGGACUUGGUGAUGCCGUAUGGAAGGAUCCUCCUGUGUCACAGUUCACUUAGCUGCCCCUGCAGCACCACUCUGAUUUGUGAGUAAAUACAAGUGUCCAAAUUCAGAAUUGCCUCCAAGUCAGAUUUUUUGCAGAAGAAUAUUCAAAGCACUUUUCUUUGAAAUCUGGUUCCUUCCCUGCUCUGAAGUCUUGGUUUGUUCCAUUCCUCUGUCAGUACAGGCUCUUCCUUUAAAAUGUGUUUUUCUUGGUCCACCCUGUGUGCAGAGAUUUAGCGUAGGCGGGCAGGAGGCGUGCGCACGCAGGACUUCUCAGAGAAUGUUAGGAUGGUGUUUGACCUUUUCAUUCAUUCCACCACUCCUGUGAGUUUCUUAGGAAGUUUCUUAGGUGGCUUGUAAAUUCUUCAUGUAUGUGGUGUUGUGUUUAUUACUGUUACUUUUUAAGCUUUUCUUUGCCAUAAAAGCAGGUAUUUAUUCUCUUACGCACUUCAGGUUCAGUGUUUGUAAAGCCCUUGACCCAGGCCUCCUGAGUCCAGUCCACAUUCACUGAAAUUGUGAAGGUGGGAACCACAGGGAGUGAGGUGACGAGGCCUCUCUUCUCCGGGCUCGGUCCCUCCCAGGCAGAGGGGGCUCAGGGGCCACGCUUCACAGAGAUGAGAGUCAUUAUUUUGCCAUCGCAAUUUUCUGGCUUAUUUUUUGAAGUGGGCAGUGUGGCCCUUGUGUCAUGAGGUUAAAACUAUGGAGGCUUUGUGUAUGUGUGCGUGAGUGCAGGCACGUUUGGGAGGAAUAGGAUAGCUGAGCCUUUGCUUUGUCAGCCAAGGAGAUAGAUGCACCCUUAUUUUUUGAGGUUGUGUGGCCCCCGACUGUCCCCCACAGAAGGCAGAGGGAGCAUGUAGGUUAUGCUUUAAUCAUAAGCAGGAUGGUCACAAUAAGAUAUUUUAUAUAUUACAGAGUUCUAUGAGAUGCUUUUGUACUGUUAGAGCCUGCCAGCGACGGCAGGUGCACUUCUAUCACGCAUGCGCGUGGCAGGGGACUGCUCUCUGUGGGCGUGGGUAUUAUAGGGCAUUGUAAUUGAUGGUUUAAAACUUGCUGAAUAAUUUUUGAUUGAGACAAAAUUAAUAAAAUUACUGGUCUUUUAGAGUUACAGAAGUGAGAAAAGCGAUUUGAGCAUGUGUACUUGUAGGCUUGUUUGGGUGGCUGAGUAAAGAUGCUUCUUCUGAAAUAAAAUUGGUGCUGC
Molecule: messenger RNA, 3129 nt
Organism: Pipistrellus kuhlii (Kuhl's pipistrelle)
Lineage: Eukaryota; Metazoa; Chordata; Mammalia; Chiroptera; Vespertilionidae
Gene: TBCEL
Product: tubulin folding cofactor E like
Exons: 8
Coding region: 170-1444 (424 amino acids)
Biological process (GO): protein folding
Molecular function (GO): alpha-tubulin binding
Source: RefSeq, a predicted model, not a curated record